Molecule: messenger RNA, 1541 nt
Organism: Rhododendron vialii
Lineage: Eukaryota; Viridiplantae; Streptophyta; Magnoliopsida; Ericales; Ericaceae
Product: probable beta-1,3-galactosyltransferase 2
Exons: 11
Coding region: 155-1366 (403 amino acids)
Cellular component (GO): Golgi membrane
Molecular function (GO): hexosyltransferase activity
Source: RefSeq, a predicted model, not a curated record
AGAGAGAGAGAGAGAGAGAGAGAUGUACUUAUUCAAAUCUCACAUUAGAUGUUGAGUUUCAAUGCUGUUUCUGGGUCUUCUGUUUUGUUGUUCUUUUAACAGAACAUCUCAUGUAACUUCUUCGUCAUUUAUUCCUCUGCUCUUACAUUGACUGAUGAAACAAGAGGAAGAGAAGAGCAAAAUGUCAAUGAAGAGUAGAGGAAUAGCAGGAGACUGGCAUUCAAGAACUCUUGUAUCUAGAAAUUGGCUCGUUUUGCUUUGCCUCGGCAGCUUUUGUGCUGGAAUCCUCUUCAGUGACAGGAUGUGGAUGGUGCCUGAAACAAAGGUUUUCACUGUGAGAACCGAAGUCAAAGAAGAAAGAAGGCAAUUCGUAACCGAGCCUUGUAACCCAAAACUUAAGCUUGUAACCAGUGAAUCCAACAAAAUUGCACAUGAAGGUUUAGAAUUCGGUCGUUCCAACCGACCUCUAGAUAAUGCUGACAUAAAUCGUCACCGGGAACGGGCAGCUGUAAAACCAGGGAACACAACUCCACUGGCAGAGUCAAGGAAAAAUUAUUUGAUGGUUAUAGGAAUUAAUACAGGUUUUAGAAGCCAGAAGCGAAGGGAAUCCGUGCGGGACACCUGGAUGCCCCAAGGUGAGAAAAGAAAGAAGCUAGAGGAAGAGAAGGGUAUCAUCAUACGCUUCAUUAUUGGUCGAAGUCCAACUCCUGGUGAUAUUCUUGAUAAAGCUGUCGAAGAAGAGGAAAGAAAACAUGGAGACUUCUUGCGGCUGGACCAUGUCGAAGGCUACAAUGAAUUGUCAGCCAAAACAAAGAUAUAUUUUUCUACUGCUGUUUCGUUUUGGGAGGCAGAUUUCUAUGUCAAACUCGACGAUGAUGUUCAUGUAAACAUAGGUGCACUUGCAAGUAUUUUGGUCAGUCACCAUAACAAACCUCGGGUUUAUAUCGGUUGCAUGAAGGCUGACCCCGUAAUUUAUCAGAAAGGACUGAGGUAUCAUGAACCAGAAUCAUGGAAAUUUGGGGAGAGAGGAACCAACUAUUUUCGUCACGCUUCAGGACAAAUAUACGCCAUUUCAAAAGAGCUGGCUACUUAUAUAUCUAAGAACCAGAAGCUGCUGCACAAGUACGCAAAUGAAGAUGUUUCAUUAGGAGCUUGGUUUAUCGGAUUAGAGGUGGAGCAUGUUGAUGAGAAGAGACUAUGUUGUGGUUCCACUAAUGAAUGCCAAUUCAAGGCUCUGAUAGGCACUGCUUGUGCUGCUACAUACGAUUGGAGUUGCAGCGGGCUUUGCCGGUCUAGUGAGAGGAUGAGGGGAGUUCAUUACCGGUGUGCCGAGAACGAAACUGCUCUAUGGACUGCAAUCUACUGAACUAUGUGUAACAACUAAAACCAGAUUAAAACCAGUUCGUGAAAGUUGGAAAGAAAAUAUACAAGGGGCCUCAAUUUGGGGCUUCUUUUUUCUAUUUUACUACUUGAUGUGGGGGGAGCAACUGUUAAUUUAACAUUCUUUAAAUGGUACUUGGAGGGAUAUGUGUUUAAGUUUC